Leopardus geoffroyi (Geoffroy's cat) is the source of this 1738-nucleotide messenger RNA. RefSeq names its product snurportin 1 (gene SNUPN). Gene Ontology annotation, biological process: snRNA import into nucleus; protein import into nucleus. Gene Ontology annotation, cellular component: cytoplasm; nucleus. NCBI's taxonomy places the organism in Eukaryota, Metazoa, Chordata, Mammalia, Carnivora, Felidae. The transcript is spliced from 10 exons. The record is from RefSeq and is a predicted model, not a curated record. Gene Ontology annotation, molecular function: protein binding; nuclear import signal receptor activity. The coding region runs from base 383 to 1468 and encodes 361 amino acids.
CACCUCCUCCUGGUGAGUCCUGGGUUCGAGCCUGGGCCCCGCCGGCUCCCGAUUUGCACCUCGGCGCCCGGCUGCUUCUCCCUCUGGCCGGCUGGUACUCCUGGACUCCCCUCCCGAGGCGUCCCCUGGAGAGGCAAAGCCAGGCUCAGGCUCCCCUUGGGCGCGCUGCCGCUCUUCUGUUACAGGCUGUCGGGCCAGGACCCCUCAGGGACUUUUUGUGGGGGAGGGGCGAAUCGUGCACGGCCUAGGGGGCCGCGUUCCUCGAGAAAGGCAAUGCGGGGCUGUGGCGGGGAGGACGACCGAGUGGAGCAGUCUGAGGCACACCUUUAACCCUUAGCUAAGCUCCUAUGCCACUUCAUACCUUCAUUCACAGAAAGGGAAGAUGGAAGAGCUGAGUCAAGCCCUGGCCAGUAGCUUUUCUGUGUCUCAAGAUCUGAACAGCACAGCUGCCCCACACCCCCGCCUGUCCCAGUACAAGUCCAAGUACAGUUCCUUGGAGCAGAGUGAGCGGCGCCGCCGACUAUUGGAACUGCAGAAAUCCAAGCGGCUGGAUUACGUGAACCAUGCCAGACGACUGGCUGAAGAUGACUGGACAGGGAUGGAGAGUGAGGAAGAAGAUGAUAAAAAAGAUGAUGAAGAGAUGGACAUUGACACUGGCAAGAAGUUACCAAAACGCUAUGCUAAUCAAUUGAUGCUGUCUGAGUGGUUGAUUGACGUCCCUUCAGAUCUGGGGCAGGAAUGGAUUGUGGUCGUGUGCCCUGUUGGAAAAAGAGCCCUGAUCGUGGCCUCCAGGGGCUUUACCAGUGCCUACACCAAGAGCGGUUACCGUGUCAACAGGUUUUCUUCCCUGCUGCCGGGAGGCAACAGGCAAAACUCAGCGACAGCAAAAGACUACACCAUUCUGGACUGCAUUUACAGCGAGGUGAACCAGACCUACUAUGUUCUGGAUGUGAUGUGCUGGCGGGGACACCCUUUUUAUGACUGCCAGACUGAUUUCCGGUUCUACUGGAUGCAUUCAAAGUUACCAGAAGAAGAAGGACUGGGAGAGAAAACCAAGCUCAAUCCCUUUAAAUUUGUAGGACUAAAGAAUUUCCCUUGUACCCCUGAGAGCCUGUGUCAGGUGCUGUCAAUGGAUUUCCCUUUUGAGGUAGAUGGACUUCUCUUCUACCACAAGCAGACCCACUACAGCCCUGGAAGCACUCCUCUUGUGGGCUGGCUGCGCCCCUACAUGGUGUCAGAUGUUCUUGGAGUAGCCGUGCCAGCUGGCCCACUGACCACCAAGCCAGAAUAUGCUGGGCAGCAGCUCCAGCAGAUUAUUGAGCACAAGAGGAGCCAGGAAGGCAUGAAGGAGAAAGUCACACACAAGGCAUCUGAGAGUGGACACUAUGAGUUGGAACACCUGUCUACCCCCAAGCUGAAGAGCCCUCCCCAUGGCCUUGACCCCCCAGGGAGCCUCAUGGAAAACUAAACAGGGUGGCUCCUUGGGGAGUCACAGGAUGGGGCUUGGUCCCAGAAGGAAGGCUGGGGAGGAGGACAAUGACAACAAACGGGUGACUUCAUUUUAGAGUGGACUUUCCAAAGCCACUCCAGCUGGAAACAGCUUAUCUCCUAUCUGAAAUGCUGGCUCAGACAGUUGAGGGCGGUUUCCAGAUUGGAUGGAUUUGGGAUUUGAGAAGUAACUCCUGUGAAAAGUGUAUCCCAGAUAUCUACAAUGUAAAUAUAUGUAAUUCUUAAGAAA